UCAAAAAUGUCUGCCUCCUUCCGAUAUGAGGGCAAGCUCUUGUAAUCUCUAGGCUCUUUUACACAAACUAAAUUGAACUGUAAACAAGGAAACGUCAUAAGAUGAAAGUUCAAAACUAUUAUGAGAUGUAUUGAAAGAAACCAAGUACUUUAUCAUACCUAAUUUGAGGAGCCACGCUGGUUGAGUUCACUCAGUUUACUAUUCAAAUUUAAAUAAAGGUAAAAGCUUGGAAUGAUAUGAUGAAGCAAGACUUUAUCAUGCUUCUGCUAUGGAAAAGCUCUGCAAGAGGGUUGCAGAAUGGAGCUUUCAAUAAUAAAAGAAUAAUGAUCAAAUUUGGUACCUAAAAGAUUGAGCAUAACAUCCUGUUUUCAUCAUUUCUUGUACCAGACCACUAACAGUGCUGUGUUCUUUUGCAACAAAAUCUUCUUUAAAUAAAAAUGAAAACAUUACAGUGCUGAAACAAAAGAAAUAACGUUAAAAGACAUCAAGCAACAAGAUACUGAGUAACUGUAAACCUAUGUCGUUACCUUUUAAUCCCAGAAGAGACACGCUGGUUGAUUGAGAAUUGCACAGCUACGUUCAACAGCUAGUCGAAUUGAUCUACCUAACUGGACUAACAUCUUAUUCAAUUGUUUAAAACAGUAACAAUUUGUUUGAGAUAUUGGCCAACACAUUCAGUUUCUUUGAUCUGUAACAUAAAAAAGGACAGAUGAAUUGGAGAGGGCAGUAUGUAUAGUUUGUGAGCACUCACAAAUGACUUAGGUGUUGAAACUAACCUAACUUUGGAUGUUUCACAUAAAUUGCUUCUUUCCCUAAACGAAAACUCAUUGACAGCCAAGUUCACUGAUUCGGAACAUUCAACUUUGGGACCGAUACCUAGCAAUUGAAGUAAAAUCGCAGUCAACAGUUGUAAACUUGUUUUUCUUUUGAAAAUGACAAAAAGCGAAAUUAGUUUCAGCUCUCUUUGGCUAUCGAAUCGGUGGCUCAUCACUCGUUAAUGGGUGUAUCGUGGCCAGCAAUAUUUUCUCUUAUCUGAAUCUUUCCUGGAGUUUUUCUGCUCACUGAUUGUUUCAUUUCGACAAAAUUAGAGUCUGCAGUCUGCUCGGCAAAACAUAGCACCAAUGUUUUUGUUAUGCACAAAAGCUUUCAACAAGUGAAAGUGAAAGGAAAGCUGUGCCAACCCCGAAACGCCAAAGAACAAUUGAAACCUGGAACAUGCCUUUUCUGGGCGAGGGAGAAGAGUAGUGACACUUUUCCCUACAUUUCAGCAUUUUAAAUGUACUUAUUUUAGGUUUUCUAGCCAAAUCCAAAUGGCACGAAUACAAAAGCAACAGGUGUGCAAGGGUUGUCCCACCUGUUAAGUUGUUCACUGGAAGCUGUAAAGAGUCAUUUUUAAAAUAAGCACAAUUUUCCGCCAGAUGUUUAUAAAAACUUUGAACGCUACACAAUAAAAAAGAUAUCUUUUAACGAUAUGAUCCAUAUGUAUGUGCGUAUAAAAUUGUUAAAUCAUGGUUUGCACUUUUGCAUUUUGUCCCCUUUCAAAUUCCGCGCCUUUUCACAGCGAAGUUUAAAGUUUUGUCAUAGACCCAGACAUCUGUCAAGGGGAAAAGAUACAUUCGUAACAGAUUGUAAUAUUAUUUCACUGUUUCAAAAAAUGUAAACUUUUUUUUUUUGAAGAGGUGGGGAAAAGAAGGAUAAACCGUCGAUGGGUGGUCAGAGUCGGUCAGAAUUUGUGAUCGUCUUUUGUUUCUCGUAUUGGCGCCAUGUGUAACCGCGGUUUUGUGCAAACGGCGCAACUCAUUUAGAGAGAAAGUACGAUGGAGGUACUUAGUGCUGCUCAGCUGGUCCAGGCUCUUGAAGAGUACGGAAAGUGUUCGGAGAUCGUAGAUUUUGAUGAUGAUUUCAAAUCCGCACUCAAGGUUUUGCAAGGUAACAACUUAACUCCCAAGUUUCGUUUCCAAAGCGCGGGUGCCUGGGUGCGUCCCAGGCCACUGCCCACCCCGCCUUUGUUUGCUGAUUUUAUGGAUCGUCUUGAUGAUUUCAGCUCAAAAGAUUAAUGGAAAAAGGUUCUUGAAGCUUGAAACCAUUGACUUUUCCCAUCUCGGCAUUUCCUAUGGGGUUGGUAUGGACCUGAAAGGAUUGGCUGAAACAAUUAAUGAUGACCUCCUUUCCAAAGGCACCUUAAGAGAUUCAGUUAAUGAUAACAUUCCUUCAGAUUCCCCAGGAGCAAAUAAACAAAGGGAUUCCAUGUCUGAAAUGCUACCGGAGAUAGAUGAUAAGUUUGCUGAAAUAGAGCAAUAUUUUACUGUUGAAGAGUUUAAUGAGAUGAGUGAUUAUGACAAGGAUGUUCAUUUGAAUUUGAAGCGCAAAUAUGAUUCAAUGUGUGAGAAAGGUCUGUGUCAAUCAGCUUUUUUUCAUACACAUGCAGUUAGCUUGGUCCUAAAACACAUGAAAUUCUUAAUUUUAGCUCCAUCUUGGAACGUGGAAUCAGUUGCUAUGCCUGAGUUUAUGAAACCUAAGAAACUGAAAACAAUCACCACAAAAACCAGCAGAAGUCUGGCAGAACUAAUGGCCAGUUCUAGUACCCAAUCUUCACCAGGAACAUCAUCUGAUGGUUCAAGAUCAGGUCCAAUUAUUCUCAGAACACAGAAAGACCCUUCAGCAGGAUUUUCUUUUUCGAGGUUUUCAACGGGACCAGAUCCUUCCUUUGCUCGUGUUCUCAGACCCCAGCUGAACACGACAACUACUGUUGAUGAAUCUGAGGAAGACAUCUGUGAUGAUGAUCAAGUAGAUCAAGGCAUCGAUCAGAUAGAGAAGCCAAAGGCUAAACCACUAAAGAUGGCAGAAAUAGAUUAUAUUCCAACGCUACCAUCUUUUGAUAUUGAUGACAUAAUUUCGAAAUUGAAAGGGAACAAGCAAAUGAGGGGUUUACAGGAUGAACUAAAUAAGGAUGGCCCUUUGAGCUCUGUAAACUUGAAAUUAUUAGUGAGAACUUUAGUGCUGAAGUUGUUUUGUGACAAGGAGGGAAACUACAAACGGGACACAACUGCACAACAAAAGGAAGGCCUGGCUGCCUCCCUUAUCUUGCGGUGCCCUUUUCUCAAAGAUGAUUCAGAUCCCACAAAGUGGACGUGGUGGCGGGUUUAUGACAGAAAGAUGAACAGAGGCAGAAUUCCAAAUGUGAUAUCCCAUCUCCAGCGGAAACAGGAUGAUGAAGACAAGCCACCUAGAAAUGUAGUCCCCUCUACAAGUGGCAGCGGGGAUACUGCACAGGGAGAGAAUGCUGGUUCCUCGUCAUCUGCUCAAUCAAUUGAUGAUUUUUCUUGGUUGGGCCUCCUUGUGCCUAGUGCAGGGGAACACAAACAAAUUUUAUUGGGAAUGAACCAAAGUUUCCCAGCGAGAAAAUCCUGGAUUUUAUCAGAUGGACCAACAAUUCAUGAUGUUUUGGAAAAAUUCCCACACUUAGUUUCUUACAAUGGAGAGCUUAUUGAAGAAGAAUUUAAAUUACUCUACCCAAAAAUAAAUCACUUGGCUCUUCUUCAAAGCUUUCCACCUUUCAUCUCUAAGCUUAAGAGCCAGGAAACACUGCCAUCUUUGCCAGAAAACUUAAGUGACGAUGUUUUGCAAGGAUGUCUUUGGCUGGCUGAAAAAAUGCCAUGGCAAAAUUUAAAGCGAUUUGGAAAAGGGAAACGAGGAAAAUUAGACCUUCAAGAUUUGGUCCACAUUAUUCCUUCUGGUGUAAAUGUAAGGGAAGCUAUAGAGGAGAGAAGACGAACAUCUCAGGGCCCAGUUCAGCCAUACUUAAUAUGUCUAAUACCUGAUAGAUCAAUUUCAAAAAUGUUCGCUGUUGUAGACAACAAGACUGUGGAGAUCAAAACUUCAUCUUUUGUUAAGGGUCUUGAUAUUAUUUUCAAAAUUUACCAUGUUUUUAAUGUUAAUUAUCCAGCAGGAUGGUCUCGUUUCCUUUGUUUUCUAGAAUGGGGCUUUUACAAAAUCGAUCCCCAGAAGCUCACCAAUUCAAUGAAAGAUUUAAUCACAAAAAUUGAAAGCUAAAUCUUACAAGCUUCUGUA
Messenger RNA from Thrips palmi, 4071 nucleotides. RefSeq lists its product as uncharacterized. The transcript is spliced from 13 exons. NCBI's taxonomy places the organism in Eukaryota, Metazoa, Arthropoda, Insecta, Thysanoptera, Thripidae. Bases 2035 to 4053 code for a protein of 672 amino acids. The record is from RefSeq and is a predicted model, not a curated record.